UUCAUGAUUUUGCUGAACUGACACAUUUUCUGCCAAGGAAGAGAACUAGACAGCAAGGAAGUAUGCAGUACAAGAUAUAUCAAGACAGUACAUUGUCGUACAUAAAGGCAGCCUAUGUAGUGGAUUAGACAUUGUCUACAACAAGACUAAAUGGACGGCGUUGGCUCAAGAGUUGUGCGUGGCCCUGACUGGAAAUGGGGCAAGCAAGAUGGCGGAGACGGUCAUGUUGGUACUCUGAGAAGCUUUGAGAGCCCAGAGGAGGUACUGGUAGUCUGGGACAACGGCACCGCCGCUAACUAUAGAUGUGGGAGCUACUUUGAUCUCAGAAUGCUGGACAAUGCAUCUGCUGGUAUCAAGCACGAUGGUGUGGUGUGUGAUGGGUGCUCUGCCUCUCCUCUGUAUGGCAUUCGCUGGAAGUGUAGCGACUGCCCUGACGUCAACCUCUGCUCUCCGUGUUACCAUGGGGAUCGUCACAAUCUCAGACACAGAUUUGUACGAAUUGCCGUGCCCAAUUCUCAAAGGGUGGAUGUUGACAGUCGCAGGAAGAGUAAGAAGCUCACCUCUCGUGGUAUCUUCCCUGGGGCCAGAGUAGUGAGAGGAGUGGACUGGCAGUGGGAGAACCAAGACGGAGGUGUCAAUCACAAGGGCAAGGUCACUGAGGUCCAGGACUGGAGUGCUACCAGUCUACGUAGUGCUGCCUACAUCAUGUGGGACCACGGGACUAAGAACCUCUAUCGUGUGGGCUUCGAGGGAAUGUCUGACCUGAAGGUGGUGACGGAUGCUAAAGGGGGUGGGUUCUAUCGGGACCACCUCCCACUCUUAGGGGAGGAGCAGCGUAAGAGAAUCGUGUAUCAGGUGGGGGACCGAGUGAGAGUGGAUUUAGAGCUGGAGCUGGUCAAGAGCUUGCAGCAAGGACACGGAGGAUGGAACGAUACCAUGGCAGAGACGGUUGGUGAAGUGGGAGUGGUGUGUGGGAUCGACGAGGACCAUGACGUUGUGGUCAAAUACUCGAGCCAAAACAGAUGGACGUUCAACCCUAUCAUCCUACGCAAGGCAUCAGUGGGGGAGUCCCUCCCUCCGCUCACCAUACCCCCGCUUGGAGAGGACGCCUUUGCCUUCAAGGAGGGGGACUUUGUUAAGAUCAGCACAGAUAGAGAGUUGGUCCGUCAACUGCAGACUGGGCACGGGGAAUGGGUGGAGUCAAUGACACAGACACUGGGCAAGGUUGGGCGUGUGCAGAAGGUGUACGCAGACGGUGACAUUAAGGUGGAUACUCAGGGAAGUCUGUGGACCUACAAUCCUCGUUGCCUCACCAAGGUGGAGGGAGACGGUGUCCCUCUCACUCCAGGAACCAGUGCUAAUGUGUCCUCGCUCCUGCGUCACAUGUUUGAGCAGCACGAGGCGAGCAAUCCGGUGGAGGACCUUGUAAAGGGGGCGGCCAGUGGGGACGUGACUAGAGUGGACCGACUGCUAACGGCCGACGAGUGUGGAGUCAAUGAUCAGUUCAACGGGCGGACAGCUCUCCAAGCAGCCAGCCAGAACGGCCAUAUUGACAUCGUGCGCUGUCUCAUCAGACACAAGGCCAACCUCGAGGAAGAGGACAAGGACGGAGACCGUGCGGUGCAUCACGCCAGUUUUGGGGACGAGCCUGAGGUGAUAUCACUGCUGGCAGAGAGUGGGGCGGACUUGAGUGCCCGUAACAAGAAGAAGCAGACCCCCCUCCACGUGGCCGUGAACAAGGGCCAUGUGUCCAUCAUCAAGGUCCUCCUGAGACACGGCUGUCACUCCAGUCUACAGGACUCUGAGGGUGACACUCCACUCCACGAUGCCAUCUCCAAGAAGAGGGACGAUAUGGUACAGCUAUUAAUGCAGGGAGAUGCUGACGUCACCGUCACCAAUAGCAACGGAUUCAACGUCCUCCACCAUGCUGCGUUGCGAGGUAACAUGGGAGCCAUGAAGCUCAUCCUGUCUCAUCUUCCUCCCUCCUGCUCUGUCAACCUGCCCAAGGACGAUGGCUUCUCUGCUCUACACCUGGCAGCCCUCAACAAUCACCUGGAGGUAUCGCAGCUGCUACUAGCUCACGGUGCCGACCCUGAUGUCCAGAACAUCAACAAGCAGACUCCCCUCCAUCUUGCAGUGGAGAGGCAGAACAUACAGAUAGUCAGACUGCUUGUGGAGGAGGGGGCCAAUCUGGACAGUGGGGACAAGUUUGGGGAUUGUCCCCUACACGAGGCACUACGACAUCACACGAUGUCACAGCUCAAGCAUCUCCAGGAGGGCAAAGAUAUUGGAAGGACCCUGGUAAUGAACAGCUCUGACAAGAAGAGCAGUGCCUCCAUUGCUGUGUAUAUGGCCUCCAACGGUGCUGACCUGCACGUAGAGAACAGAAAGGGUCAAACACCUCUCGAGCUUUGCCCAGACCCUCACCUCUUGAAGCUGCUCACUAAGUGUCACCAUGACUACAAUUCAGCCAGGCAACAAGCAGUUGGGACUCAGGAUAAUGAUGAGGAGCACUUGUAUGAGUGCAUGGUGUGCUCUAGUGAGAAGAGGGACACAGUCUUCAGUCCGUGUGGUCAUGUGGCUGCGUGCUGGGAGUGUGCCAGCAGGGUCAAGAAGUGCCUCAUCUGCAAACUAGAGCUCACUGACAGGACCAAGGUUGGGGAGUGUUACGUGUGUUCAGAAUCUCCUGCCAACGUCCUAUUCAAGCCUUGCCUGCACAUGGUGGCCUGUGAUUGUUGCUCUGCCAUUAUGAAGAAGUGUAUACAGUGCCGUACUCCAAUAGAGAAAGCAGUACCUCUCUCAGUCUGUUGUGGAGGAAAACCUCUGAAGAGGAAGAACAGGAGUGGUACUAACAUCAUCGCUGCAGCUGGGCUGAACGAUGUCUCCACUCUGCAAUUGCAGCUUGAGGAAAUGAAAGACAAGACUCAGUGCCAGGUGUGCAUGGACCGCAAGAAGAACUGCGUGUUUCUGUGCGGCCAUGGUACCUGCCAACUAUGUGCGGACAAGAUAACAGAGUGCCCCAUUUGCAGGAAGCCUGUCGAGAAGAAAAUCAUUCUAUUUGACUGAACAAUUGACUAUAUAAUUAUAUUCUGUAUAUAUUAUCAUGCACAAUUCAUUUUUGUCGUUCUUUUUUAUUGUGAUUAAUUGUUAAUCACAUGAGCUUGUAUGUUAAUCACAUGACAUUGCCUGUAUGUUUUAGUACA
Messenger RNA from Halichondria panicea, 3203 nucleotides. RefSeq names its product E3 ubiquitin-protein ligase MIB1-like. The record is from RefSeq and is a predicted model, not a curated record. Gene Ontology annotation, molecular function: zinc ion binding; ubiquitin-protein transferase activity; protein binding. The coding region runs from base 151 to 3066 and encodes 971 amino acids. Gene Ontology annotation, biological process: Notch signaling pathway; protein ubiquitination; endocytosis. NCBI's taxonomy places the organism in Eukaryota, Metazoa, Porifera, Demospongiae, Suberitida, Halichondriidae. The transcript is spliced from 19 exons. Gene Ontology annotation, cellular component: cytoplasm.